This is a messenger RNA of Carassius auratus (goldfish), 2976 nucleotides long. RefSeq names its product eukaryotic peptide chain release factor subunit 1-like. Gene Ontology annotation, molecular function: translation release factor activity. Gene Ontology annotation, biological process: translational termination. Lineage: Eukaryota; Metazoa; Chordata; Actinopteri; Cypriniformes; Cyprinidae. The coding region runs from base 401 to 1630 and encodes 409 amino acids. The transcript is spliced from 12 exons. The record is from RefSeq and is a predicted model, not a curated record.
CUGCCUUUCCCCCCCACGUGAGCCUCCACCGAAGCACCACGCGCAGGCAGCAGGACCAAACCGGCUGCUAACGAUAAGUGUAUCACGUCACUGACAAACAGCGGCGCGCGAGCUGUGGACCACAAAGUAACUGCCGUACGGACGCGGCGGAGCGGAUAAUUCUAGUCUCAGGUCCAGACCGCGCGAGGAAGAUGGCGGACGACCCCAGCGCAGCGGACAGGAACGUGGAAAUCUGGAAGAUUAAGAAGUUGAUCAAAAGCCUUGAGGCGGCUAGAGGGUAUAUCUUGAGUGCCAAACCAGCAUAUUCGAAAUCGGGAUGAUUUCUGAAGGAUCAUGUGACACUGAAGACUGGAGUAAUGACUGCUGAAUAUUCAACUUGCCAUAACAAAAUGGCACCAGUAUGAUUUCCCUCAUCAUCCCACCCAAGGAUCAGAUUUCACGUGUUGCGAAGAUGUUGGCUGAUGAGUUCGGCACAGCUUCGAACAUCAAGAGCAGAGUCAACAGACUCUCCGUGCUGGGAGCCAUUACCUCAGUACAGCAGAGACUCAAACUCUACAACAAAGUGCCUCCUAAUGGCCUGGUGGUGUAUUGUGGCACCAUAGUGACAGAGGAAGGCAAAGAGAAGAAAGUAAACAUAGAUUUUGAGCCUUUUAAACCAAUCAACACAUCCUUGUAUUUAUGUGACAACAAGUUCCAUACUGAGGCUCUAACAGCUCUGCUGUCAGACGACAGCAAGUUCGGUUUCAUUGUGAUUGAUGGUAGUGGUGCCCUGUUUGGGACUUUGCAAGGCAACACAAGGGAGGUGUUGCACAAAUUUACUGUGGACCUGCCCAAAAAACACGGUAGAGGAGGACAGUCUGCUCUUCGAUUUGCACGUUUGAGGAUGGAGAAGAGACAUAACUAUGUGCGUAAGGUAGCAGAGACUGCUGUGCAACUCUUUGUGUCCAAUGACAAGGUCAAUGUGGCAGGACUGGUUCUUGCCGGAUCGGCCGAUUUCAAAACGGAGCUCAGCCAGUCGGACAUGUUUGAUCCGAGGCUACAAGCGAAGGUUCUGAAGCUGGUGGAUAUAUCGUAUGGAGGAGAGAAUGGUUUUAACCAGGCCAUUGAGCUUUCAGCAGAAGUGCUGUCCAAUGUUAAGUUCAUCCAAGAAAAGAAACUAAUAGGCCGAUACUUUGAUGAGAUCAGUCAGGACACAGGGAAGUAUUGUUUUGGAGUUGAAGACACACUCAAAGCACUGGAGAUGGGAGCGGUGGAGAUUCUUAUAGUUUACGAGAACCUGGACACUAUGCGUUAUGUCCUACGCUGUCAUGGAGAAAAUACUACACCAGAAAAUGAUGAAAAGAUACUCUAUCUGACACCGGAACAGGAGAAGGACAAGUCUCAUUUCACUGACAAGGAGACAGGUCAGGAGCAUGAGCUGAUUGAGAGCAUGCCGCUGCUUGAGUGGUUCGCCAAUAGCUACAAGAAGUUUGGGGCCACGCUGGAAAUUGUUACGGACAAAAGCCAGGAGGGUUCACAGUUUGUGAAAGGCUUUGGAGGCAUUGGUGGAAUCUUGCGGUACCGGGUGGACUUCCAAGGCAUGGAUUACCAGGGAGAUGAUGAUGAAUUCUUUGAUUUAGAUGACUACUAGGUAGUCGGGACUAACACAAAAUUCAAAUAUAAGAUUUUCCCCCUUCACCUACCCCGCAAAUGGGAGAGGAGCGAAGGAGAUCAAAUCAACAGGAGGGAGAAUAAGAAUUUGAGAAGAUGGCGGGUGGUCUGCGUGUCCCUGGCUUUAGAAUACAGCGAUUCCAUCUCUGGACUGGAAGAGACUGAGUUUUCUCCUCUUCACUAAUUACCGGGUCAUCGCGGCAUGGCCAUGGCCCGUCUGCCUGUCCUGCCUCAGCUCUUCACACAAAAAAACCAAACUCUUCUACCCCUCUAAUUUCACUCCUUUACUUCCUUUUGCCUCUCCUUUUAUAAUGGCAUCUGCUGCUGUUGUAUUUUAUUCAGAUGUAUUAUAUUUUCUCUUAUUCAGUGUAUGAAGAAAGCAGUAGCAAAUGAUUAGAUCUGUACUGCUUACCUCUAGCCACCUAAAGCCCAUUGCCAGGCCUGCGUUUUCAUUUCCCAGUUAUCCCAGACUUGAUUGGUUGCCUUGUUUCUGCUGUAAACCAGUGUGGAGGUGGUUAUGAUCUCUGAGCCAGCGGUACACCCUGCUCCUCCCAUUGCAUUGUGCCCACAGUGAAGUGUUUCUUGCUCUCAAAUGGACCAUAUAGUAACUGGACCCAUCCCUUCUUGAAGACUGAGAACCGUCUUUCACAGUACAUUGCCCUCACUUGUUUUCCUCAGCCCGCAGGAGAUGCUACUUCUCAAAAUAAACAAUAUAUGAGUGCCUGAACUUUGCAGUUUCUGAGAUAUGACAGCACAGUGUACCAGCAUUUGGACUUCAGCAUCUAACUUAAGCCUCCUGCUGUUUCAGAACAUAAAAUCUUAGCUCAAGCCUUCAGCACUCAUUGGUAUUUGACGGCUUUAUGCAUGGGAAUAUCCUUUUGGACCGAUUACGGGGUAAGGGGUUACUGUGUCAACUGUGAUGUGUGAGUGAAUAUAUGUCAGUUUGGCUGUUUAAUUCCCUUUUAAAAAGUCACAUCUGGGAGUCUGAUCCGCCACAGAUUACAAGCCUUUAAGUUCUUUCCAUUUUUGUCCUGUCAUAUUUUAACAACAGAUUGGUUUUAUAAAGGCAAAGCUGCAAAUCAAUUAUUUGGACCUUUUAACAAUUGUGGCAUGGUUGGUUUUUUGAUGCCUACUAAAACGAACACUCAAUCCGAUAAUGUAAAAGGUGAGAAAGAGAGGGGGGGGGGGGGAUAAUUCAAAACACGGGCCCACAUUAUUCUAGCAAUUAUGUUGUAUAUUUUUUCAUUUUCUUUGAUCCAUCACUAUUUUGUAUAAAUCAUUUGUUACAUCUGGACACAGACAUUAAACGUUCUCAUUGUUUGCAAA